AAGCCAUAGUGUUCUAUGACGACAACGAAAGCCGAAUCAGCCUGACCAACGUCCAGGUGCGCAACCUCUCGGAGAGAUGCUCCUCUCUACUUCGCGCCUGUGGCGUGCACAAGGGCGAUGUCGUCUGCAACCUCCUCCCGGGAAGCAUAGAGAGGGAGAUUACUAACUUUGGAAUAAUGCUGGCAGGUGCCAUUGUGAUGCUGGGAAGCAACAUCACCGACAGAAACCCGCACUUCUGGGACCCCAUUCGUCAGGCCAAGGUCAAGUACAUCAUCGUGGACCCAUCGAAAGACUCACCAGCCUGGGGCAUGCUGAAGGAUGACCUGGAGGCCAGCGAUGCCGACAUUGAGAGGUCGACCAACAAGGAGAUUCCACUGGUGGAGAAGGUGUUUAAGUUCAGAGUGGAACACCUUAUACCUACCUCGAGUCGUUGCGGGGUCAAGUCUGCCUUGGAUCUGAUCCGGUGUCACGACGGCACCUACGUGGAGAGAGUCUAUGCUCACGACCCCGCCGCCAUCUUUGUCUGCAAGUGUGCUCACCAGAAGCAUUACAAACUAGUGUUGCGAAACCACAACAUGCUGGUGCAGAUCGGGCACCGUGUGGAGGACAUGUUCAGUCUGCAGAGCCAGGACAUCAUCUACAACGACUGGCCGGUCAGCUGGAUCCCGGGCUUGCCUUUUGGCUACAUUUCUGUAGGAUCCACCAUUGUCAAGUCCACGCUAAUCAACUGCUCACCCCAGAAAGUCGUCGUCCACACAUGGGACCUGAUAGUGAAAGAGAAGUGCACCGUGGCCAGCUUGCAGCCGCCCAUGAUUCAGAUGCUGACCUCACACUGUGAGGACAUCCCAGAACCCCACUGGAAGCUACGCCUUCUCACCACGACAGGUUAUGUCAGCCAGUCCGCCAUGGACGCCAUCGGACCGGUCACUGAGGCCAUCGCCGUCUGCUACUCUCUGAUUG
Molecule: messenger RNA, 960 nt
Organism: Candidula unifasciata
Lineage: Eukaryota; Metazoa; Mollusca; Gastropoda; Stylommatophora; Geomitridae
Source: the annotation of a GenBank genome assembly